Bacillus rossius redtenbacheri is the source of this 1368-nucleotide messenger RNA. Its product is annotated as KH domain-containing, RNA-binding, signal transduction-associated protein 1-like. Gene Ontology annotation, molecular function: mRNA binding. Gene Ontology annotation, biological process: regulation of alternative mRNA splicing, via spliceosome. The coding region runs from base 1 to 1368 and encodes 455 amino acids. The transcript has 7 exons. The record is from RefSeq and is a predicted model, not a curated record. Gene Ontology annotation, cellular component: nucleus. Lineage: Eukaryota; Metazoa; Arthropoda; Insecta; Phasmatodea; Bacillidae.
AUGCUGUCCCGCACGCAGGCUCCUCCGCCGGUCCCCCAGAUGAGCGACGAGGACGACGGCGGGGGCCGUGGGGCGGCGCCCGGGGACAGGGUCGCCGGAGCCACCGCCCUGUACGCCCAGCAGCUCCUGGCCGAGAAGAGGCGGCUCGAGGACAAGUUCUCCGGCGGCGGCGCAGAGCUGCUGCUCACCAAGAAGCUGCUGUUAGCUGAACUGGAGAGGAUACAAAAUGGGGGCAAGCCGUCCAGCGCGGGCUGCGGACGGUCGGCCAAUGAGGAGAGGCGCUUCGCCGACAUCAUCAAGGAGAAGCCAAUCAAAGUGACGAUACGGGUGCUGGUGCCGGUGAAGGAGCACCCCAAGUUCAACUUCGUGGGGAAGCUGCUGGGUCCGAAGGGCAACUCCCUGAAGAGGCUUCAAGAGGACACCAUGACCAAGAUGGCGAUCCUGGGACGAGGGUCCAUGAGGGACAAACACAAGGAGGAGGAGCUUCGCGCCUCGCUCGACCCCAAGUACUCGCACUUCAACGACGACCUGCACGUGGAGAUCACGGCCUUCGCUCCGCCAGCCGAGGCGCACGCGCGCAUCGCCUACGCGCUCGCCGAGGUGCGCAAGUUCCUGGUGCCGGACUACAACGACGAGAUACGCCAGGAGCAGAUGCGCGAGAUGCAGCUGCUCAACUCGCCGCUGCUGCCGGCGGCGGCGGCGGCGGCGGAGGCGCUCGCCUCGGAGCGGCAGAGCGCUGGCGGGACGCCGCCCCCGGCCGCCAAGCAGCAGAACGGCCGCGCGCGGCCCCUGGUGGCGGCGGCGGCGGGGGGAUUCCUCUACAACCAGCAGCAGGUGCUGCUGCACCCGGCCUUCCGGGGGCUGGCAGCCGCCGCCGCCGCCGCGCGCGCCCACGCCAUUCCUCUGGCCGGCGCCGCAGUGUUCCCGGGUCACCAUCCUGCCGGCUCCAUCUUCAACCGCCUGCGCGCGCACCCGCACCUCGCCGCCGCCUCCCCCGGGGACGGCGGCCUGUCCAGGCACCCGCCCCACCAGUUCCCCCGCGCCGCCGCCGCCGCCGGGGGCGGACUUCUGUCCGUGCUGGCCCGCGGCUGCGGCGAUCAGGCCUCCGCGGCGGCGGGCGAGCCGCUGCUCAUGUGCGCCCCCGGAGGCGCCGGAGGCGGCGGCGUGGCCGGGGGCGGCGGCGAGGACGCGUCGCACGCUUCUGGAGGCGGCGACCUAGCCGCCCCAACCGUCUACGGCCUCUACGAGAACUACGCCGCGGCCGCAGCCGCCGCCGCCGCCGCAUCGCUGUCGGCGGCGGCCGCCCCCGGAUAUCACCAAGUGAAGGUGACCAUGGUGAAAGGACGGACUAGGCUCUUAGCAGAGUGA